GCGAUCUUCAAAUAACUUCAGAACCACAUUGGAUCGCGUUAUAAAAACUAACAGCAUUUCGUAGUUAAUUGUUGUAAGAGUUCAUUGUUUAUCGGCGCGAUUGCAUAAACAAACAAUUGACCAAUUAAAUAAAAAUUCCAAAAUUCAUUCCUGUCUUCCGAUAAAUUAGUGUUUUUUUUUUGUUAAUUAUGGAUUUAAUGAAAAGUGGAUGGUUUAGUGAAGUUUCCGAAUUAUGGCCAGGUCAAUCGUUUUCACUGGAAAUAAAACAAGUUCUUUUUCAUAAAAAAUCCAAAUUUCAAGACGUACUGAUUGUGCAAACCAAAAAUCAUGGAAGAGCCCUAAUCUUAGACGGAAUAAUUCAAUGCACGGAAUUUGACGAAUUCUCCUAUCAAGAAAUGAUAAGCUUUUUACCAUUGUGCGUCCAUAAGAACCCAGAAAAGGUGCUUGUUGUUGGCGGAGGAGACGGCGGAGUUGCCAGGGAAGUGGCUAAGCAUCCUUUGGUUAAAGAAUUUGUACAAGUGGAAAUUGAUUCAAUGGUAAUAGAACAAAGUAAAAAAUUCCUACCAUUUAUGGCCAAGGGUUUUGAAUCACCCAAGUUGACUUUAGUGGUGGGAGAUGGUUUUGAAUACAUGAAAAAACAUCAAAACGAGUUUGACGUUAUUAUAACCGAUUCCUCAGAUCCCGUAGGUCCUGCUGUUAACCUUUUUACCGAAGGCUAUUUUCACUUGUUGAAAACUGCAUUGAAACCUCAUGGAGUUAUUUGUUCUCAAGCAGGUACAGUAUGGUCAGACUUGCAUCACGUCAAAGAAACUCUAAAAAAUUGUCAAAAACACUUUCCUGCAGUCAAAUAUUCAAUAUCCAGUGUUCCAACUUAUCCCAAUGGGCAAAUUGGCUAUUUGGUUGCUUCCUUAGAUGAAAACGUAGAUCUCACUAAGCCUGUUUAUAGGUUAAGUGAAAAUCAAAUUGAGGCAUUGAGUUUACGCUAUUAUAAUUCUCAAAUUCACGAGGCUUCGUUUGUUCUACCGAAUUUUUUUAAUAGAACUUUGUGGAGUUAGUCUCUAACUGACUAUUUGUUUUUAACGUAAAUAAAAGAUUUUUAAUCCUGCAAAAUUCAUAUUUUUGUGUGCCUAUUUGCUAUUUGGAUUUACUUGAUUUUCAGGUUAUUGGACUCGACGCUGUCAUGCCUUCAUUUGGAGGGAACCCUGAAAGUUGCUGCAAAAUAGUAAAGUGAUUAGGAAAUGAUUCUGGAAUAAUUUACAUGCAUUUGAAGCUCUGACUGACAUAAAGAGCCUAAAAAAUCCGCAUAUAUCGCCCAUUUUCCUCAAAUAUACUUUGCUAAAAUAACAAAAAGACAUAUUGUGACUUUGAGCGGUUCGAGCCUAGACCCUUUUGUUGAAAGCUUGAAAAUCUAUCUCGUGUGCUCGUAUUAAUAAAAAAAU
Ceutorhynchus assimilis (cabbage seed weevil) is the source of this 1439-nucleotide messenger RNA. The record is from the annotation of a GenBank genome assembly. Lineage: Eukaryota; Metazoa; Arthropoda; Insecta; Coleoptera; Curculionidae.